AUGCUUCUGCAGGGGGUUUCCCCCCUCCUUAUGGAGAAGAAGAAGAAGCAGCAGCAGCAGCGGAAGCCUGGAAAGAGGAGAAGACAUGGCUCUGGCCUCCCUCUUCCAUCACAUCAUGCUGCAUCUUGCAUCUUGCAUCGCAUCAACAUCGACCAGAUUUCAUGCAACCCGGGCCUUAUCGAUAAAGCAAACUUCCGCUAA
Molecule: messenger RNA, 201 nt
Organism: Trichophyton verrucosum HKI 0517
Lineage: Eukaryota; Fungi; Ascomycota; Eurotiomycetes; Onygenales; Arthrodermataceae
Exons: 1
Coding region: 1-201 (66 amino acids)
Source: RefSeq, a predicted model, not a curated record